AUGUCCAUCUCAAUGCUUAAUUCACUCGGAUCUCAGUCGCAGGCAGGCCCUCAUCUUGAUACUUCCCUCAUCGAUGCAAUUCAUCCACGAGUUUCAAAGCUCUAUACACCGUCAAAUACCCCACUAGAGAUCAACCCAAGACUCGUCGCCGAUGUGGGACCCGUCGUGGCCGGUAUUUCCUGGGACGCUGGACAAAACCCCUGGUUAUACGCUCGCUUUCCCACUGGGGACCGAUUGCCACUCGCCGUCCUGUUGGAACCCGCGACGGAACCGCGUUUAAAUCGACUGGUUCUCGAGAUUGCUACUCCGAGAUAUCCUUGGGCUAUUGAGGUCGUGGCUCCACCUGGUUGGGCCGUCACAAUUGGGAUUGUUCUGGAGGCUAUUUACAAGAACUUGCAAAUGCCAGUACAGGAUGAUGUUUUAGGUGGGGCGGACGUCAGCGAUUCCGUACGCUCAGAAAUAUGGGAAGCCUGCGAAUGCCGGAUGGGGGCGCAGAAGAUUGGACACAUCAGGCGGAUCGAUUUGCUCAGAGGCAUCCAGGGCUUCAACGGCCUGAUACUACUCGAUGUCUUCCAGCAGCAGGUUGUACGGGACCAAUAUGCGGUGAACGAAAAUGUUAGGGUUUUCCGUCUCGCGUUGGACUGCUUACCGGCACAAAUGUUCCGGAAGCAUCUGGCAGCGUUCAUCAAGUCCACUGAAGAUGAUGAUCGACUGUGA
Molecule: messenger RNA, 717 nt
Organism: Laetiporus sulphureus 93-53
Lineage: Eukaryota; Fungi; Basidiomycota; Agaricomycetes; Polyporales; Laetiporaceae
Exons: 1
Coding region: 1-717 (238 amino acids)
Source: RefSeq, a predicted model, not a curated record